Molecule: messenger RNA, 2082 nt
Organism: Vitis riparia (riverbank grape)
Lineage: Eukaryota; Viridiplantae; Streptophyta; Magnoliopsida; Vitales; Vitaceae
Product: protein TIC 55, chloroplastic
Exons: 3
Coding region: 109-1743 (544 amino acids)
Biological process (GO): protein targeting to chloroplast
Cellular component (GO): chloroplast
Molecular function (GO): chlorophyllide a oxygenase activity; 2 iron, 2 sulfur cluster binding
Source: RefSeq, a predicted model, not a curated record
UCUCUCCUUCUCUCUCAUGGCGUCACUUCUUCAACAACUUCUACAUCUUCACCUUUUACAUUCAACUCCUCCUCCUUUCUUCUUCAGUUUUCCUCUACACCACACCCCAUGGCUCUCCUCCAGCCAUUUCUCUCCCACUCUCCCCCUCUCUCUUUCUCUCUCCCAAAGCCCACUCCAUUAUCACUCGUCUCCCUCUCACAAUCAUUGAAACCUCCCCAUAAGCUACUCACACAAGCCUGGAGAGAUUCCAUCAGGUGCUGUGCUAUUGCAGAGAUAAGGGAUGGGGUUUCACUCGGGGGAGAGGAUCAGGGGGUUCUGGUGGACCCAUCUAGUCAAGAAGAAGUGAGAGGAGAGAGGCACGUGGCGGAGUAUGAUUGGAAGGAAGAGUGGUACCCACUGUAUCUCACUAAGGACAUACCAGAGGAUGCUCCUAUGGGUCUUACUGUUUUUGAUAAGCAGCUUGUGUUGUAUCGUGAUGGCAAGGGCCUGCUUCAGUGUUACGAAGAUCGAUGCCCCCAUAGGUUAGCAAAGCUCUCUGAAGGUCAGUUGGUUGAUGGGAGACUGGAAUGUUUGUACCACGGUUGGCAAUUUGAAGGCGAGGGUAAAUGUGUGAAGAUACCUCAGCUUCCGGCUGAUGCAAAAAUUCCACGAUCAGCUUGUGUUAAAACAUAUGAGGUGAAGGAUUCCCAAGGAGUGGUUUGGGUGUGGAUGUCACACAGGACCCCUCCAAAUCCUGAUAAACUGCCAUGGUUUGAGAACUUUGCUAGACCAGGGUUUCGAGAUACCUCGACAAUUCAUGAGCUUCCAUAUGAUCAUUCCAUUCUUCUCGAGAACCUAAUGGAUCCAGCCCAUGUUCCAAUCUCACAUGACAGAACAGACUGGAGUGCAAAGAGGGAAGAUGCCCAACCACUAUGUUUCAAGGUCACUGAACGAACAGACCGUGGUUUUGCUGGCUGGUGGGGCAGGGAAAAAGAUGAGUCCUUGCUGAAUUUCUUACGAUUCGAAGCCCCAUGUGUUCUUCAGAAUAACCGAGAAAUAGUUGAUAAGAAUGGGGAAAAGCACUACUUUACUGGUCUUUUCCUUUGCAGGCCAUCAGGACAAGGAAAAUCAAUGUUGAUUGUGAGGUUUGGUUCAACCAAGAGAUCUCCCAUAGCAAAAUUGUUUCCAGAAUGGUACUUCCAUCAGAAUGCAGGUAAGGUUUUUGAGCAAGACAUGGGGUUCCUUUCCUCCCAAAAUGAGAUUCUAAUGAAAGAAAAAGUUCCAACAAAGGAACUCUAUCUCAAUUUAAGGUCAUCAGACACAUGGGUUGCUGAAUACAGGAGGUGGAUGGACAAAGUAGGGCAUGGAAUGCCCUACCAUUUCGGGCACAGCACCAUUUCACUACCCCAACAGCCUGCAGUGGUGGAACAUGCACCAGCAGGUUUGGUUGCCGGACUCUCGGCUUCUUCCCCAGCCAAGGGAGGGAUUGGAACGAUGCAUGCCCCAAAUCCUGCAAACCGAUACUUCCGACAUGUAGUUCAUUGUAAAGGAUGCAGAAGUGUUGUCAAAGCUUUCCAAGCAUGGAAGAAUGUCUUUUCCGCCUUGGCUCUUGCAUCAACAGCAUUGGCAAUUCUAGUGACCGGAAGGCAGUGGAAGGCCCUUCUGUUGGUUGGAACGGCACUAAGCUUGGCUGGAAUGUAUGCAUGCUCAACAGUGGUUGCCAUGAAUACAACAAACUUUGUAAGGAUCCACAGGAGAUUGUGAGUUAUACAUACAAAGGGGUUGCUGGUGGCUGAUUUUGUUUGAUUAGUAGUGUAGGCGCAGAGCAAGAACAUAUAGAAGAUAUGCUGGUGUUUAUGCUCUGUAAAUCAAUACUUGAAUGAGGAUUGUGUUGGUUAUCUUUCUUAUAUGCAUGAAUAGUGUCGAUAAUACCAUGAUUUUAGUAAUUCAUUGAACUAAUUGAAGUGAUUCAUCAGAGUAAAUUAGCCGGUCUCCUCCAUCAGUUUCCUUCAUGUAUAGAGACAUUAAGUUGUGAUUUCCUUGCAACUGUGUGAGUUCGAUCAAUCUUGUGGCUUAUGUGAAUGGAGACCAUUCUUGUGUGUC